Messenger RNA from Hyaena hyaena (striped hyena), 939 nucleotides. RefSeq names its product olfactory receptor 2AJ1. Gene Ontology annotation, biological process: G protein-coupled receptor signaling pathway. Bases 1 to 939 code for a protein of 312 amino acids. The record is from RefSeq and is a predicted model, not a curated record. The transcript has a single exon. Gene Ontology annotation, cellular component: membrane. NCBI's taxonomy places the organism in Eukaryota, Metazoa, Chordata, Mammalia, Carnivora, Hyaenidae. Gene Ontology annotation, molecular function: G protein-coupled receptor activity; olfactory receptor activity.
AUGAUGGGGCAUGAAAAUCAUACUUUCACCAGUGAUUUCAUUCUUUUGGGACUCUUCUCUUCUUCUCGAUUAAGUCUAGUUUUCUUUUCCUUUAUAUUCAUCAUUUUCAUUACGACUAUAAUAGAAAACACAGUCAUGAUCCUCCUUAUCCUCAGGGACUCAAGACUCCACACUCCGAUGUAUUUCCUGCUGAGUCAUUUGUCUUUUAUGGACAUCUUGCAUAUUUCCAACAUCGUUCCUAAAAUGGUCACUGACUUUCUGUCAGGCAGUAGAACUAUUUCACUUGUAGGUUGUGGCUUCCAGGUAUUUCUAUCACUCACCCUACUGGGUGGCGAGUGCCUUCUCUUGGCAGCAAUGUCUUAUGAUCGCUAUGUAGCUAUCUGUCAUCCACUGCACUAUCCCGUUCUUAUGAAUGACUAUGUCUGCGCUGUGAUGGCUGGAGGGUCCUGGAUUAUCGGAACGGUCAACUCCAUAGUCCAUACAGCUUAUGCUCUCCACUUUCCCUUCUGUCGCUCAAGAGCUAUUGAUCACUUUUUCUGUGAAGUCCCUGCCAUGUUGAAGCUGUCCUGUGUGGACACAACACUCUAUGAACGAGGAGUUUAUGUAAGUGGCUUAAUUUUUCUGCUUGUCCCUUUUUCCCUAAUUUUUGCUUCUUAUGUCCAAGUUCUCCUUACUGUCCUUCAAAUGAAAUCAUCAGAAGCACGUAAAAAGUCAUUUUCCACCUGUUCCUUCCACAUGAUGGUGGUCACAAUGUACUAUGGACCAUUUAUUUUCACAUACAUGAGACCCAAAUCAUACCACACUCCAGGCCAGGACAAGUAUUUGGCAAUAUUCUAUACCAUUCUCACACCCACACUCAACCCUAUCAUCUACAGCUUUAGGAAUAAAGAUGUCCUAGAAGCAAUGAAAACUAUGCUCAAAAGUAACUUUCUCCAUUAA